Messenger RNA from Solea senegalensis (Senegalese sole), 2933 nucleotides. Its product is annotated as oocyte zinc finger protein XlCOF22-like. NCBI's taxonomy places the organism in Eukaryota, Metazoa, Chordata, Actinopteri, Pleuronectiformes, Soleidae. The record is from RefSeq and is a predicted model, not a curated record. Bases 211 to 2715 code for a protein of 834 amino acids. The transcript is spliced from 5 exons.
UGUCGGCUCCGCUCUAAGCGAAGCGAAGGGUCGUCGACUCAGGGUCUGUGUUUACUUUCCGCCGUCUCUUUUUGUUCCCUCCGAGACUCAAAAAUGUGCAGAUAAAUGACAUAAAUGUGCGCCGUGUAGCGGCCGCGGGCGUCGGUACGUGCGCGGUGCAACUCUGCGGCCGGAAGACCGUGACUCUACGAGCGGCUAACGGCGGAAGAGAUGGCCGGUCUCGUUGAAGAAGCCGAGCGGUCAAAGCGGGAGAUCCGCCGCCAGAGGAGGCUCCGCGAUCCCGCUACGAAGCCCGGCGUCAGGCUGCGUAAAGCAGUUAGCGAUCAUUCUGGUGGAUCUUCUGCAGACGACCACCUGCUGAUCUCCAGUGAGGACCAGGAGGAGCCAGAGCGCCCCCACAUUAAAGAGGAGGAGCAGGAGCUGUGCAUCAAACAGGAGGAGACUGAGAUCAUCACUGUGUCUGAUGACCAGAUUAAAGACGAGCGUCCCCGUGAGCAGCAGGAGAGGAUCUCCACUGUGGACCAGGAGCUUCUCCACAUUAAAGAGGAAGAGGAGGAGCUGAGCAUCAAACGGGAGGAGAGCGAUGUCAUUGCGGUGAUUGUCAAGAGUGAAGACGUGGAAGAGACACCCGAGUCCUCACAGCUUCACCGGAGUCACACUGAGGACGGUGGAGGACAAGAACCAAGUCCAGAUGGACAUCUAUCACCGGGUACUGAGGUCGAAAUCGAAGAAUCUUCGGACACCGACGACAGCGACGGCGAAUGGAAGGAGACGGACGAAACCGAGAGUUUGAAUAAAAAGGCGUCCAGUGACAUGGGAGCAAACACCAGUGAUGAACUUAGCGAUUCUGAAUGUGGUCAAAGGUUUGACAGCACGGAUCUUCUGCAGAGACACGUCGCCGCCAACUACAGGAAGAUACCGUUCGGUUGCUCUGAAUGCGGCAAACGGUUCAGCACCAAGUGGAAUCUGAGGUCACACGAGAAGACUCACAAAUGCGAGAAACCGUUCAGGUGCUCCGUGUGUGGCAAACAGUUUAGCACAAAGUGGAAUCUGAGGUCGCAUGAAAGAAUUCACACGGGAGAGAAACCCUUUUGUUGCUCCGAGUGCGGUAAAAGAUUCGUCCAGAGGACGAAUCUGAGAAAGCACGAAAAGACUCAUCGAGGAGAGAAGCGGUUCAGUUGCGCCGAGUGCGGGAAACGCUUCAUCCACAAGAGCAGUCUGAACAAACACGAGAAGUUCCACACGGCGGAGAAACCGUUCAGUUGCCCCGAGUGUGGGAAAGUCUUUACCCGGAAGAGCAGUCUGAAGAGUCACGAGAAAAUCCACACGGGGGAGAAGCCGUUCAGCUGCUCCCAGUGUGGCAAGAAGUUUGUGAAGAGGACUAAUCUGAGGAGACACGAGACGAUUCACUCGGAAGAGAAACCGUUCUGUUGCUCUCACUGUGGGAAAAGAUACGCCUUGGAGAGCAGAUUGAGGACUCAUCAAAAAUUACACCGAGAAACCGUUUACUGCGGCAGACUCGCUGUUUCCGCCGGAGAAAGAAGGAACACGGCGGUUAAAAUGGUCGGCGUGUUGGAGGAGACGCAGCGGGCAGAGGAGGAGCAGAUCUGCCGCCAGGAGAAGCUGCUCGACGCCAGGGUGAACACAGCAGACGAGCAGCAGCUGCUGGUGAUAAAAGAAGAGUUUCCCGCCGAGCAGCAGGAGCGGAUCUCCAGUGUGGACCAGGAGGAGCCGGCGCUUCCCCACAUUAAAGAGGAGGAGGAGGAAAUGUGCAUCAAACAGGAGGAGACCGAGGUCACUGCUGUGAUUGUGAAGACAGAGGAAGACGAAGAGUCACCCGAGUCCUCGCGGCUCCAUCAGAGUCGCACUGAGGAGAACAGAGAGGACUGUGGAGAACCAGAUCCAGGUGGGCAUUUAGGAGCGGGUACAGAGGUUGACUCUGAAGACUUUUCUGAGACUGACGACAGCGAGGACGACUGGAAAGAGAGCGGUGAUUUAAGUUCAAUAAGAGUUCACAAAACUGUCUCCACUGAUGACAAACUAAAAUGUUCUGAAUGUGGGAAAAUAUCUAUCUCCAAGUCAAAUCUGGUGCGACAUAAAAAAUUCCACACGGGAGAGAAACCGUUCAGUUGCUGCGAGUGUGAUAAAAGAUUUUUCCAGCUAAGCGAUUUGGAGAAGCACAAGAGAAUUCACACGGGAGAGAAACCGUUCAGCUGCUCCGAGUGUGGCAAAAGAUUUAACACAAAAUGGAACCGGCAGCUCCACGAAAAGGUUCACGUGAAAGAGAGACCACUCAGCUGCUCCGAGUGUGGAAGAACAUUUGUCCAUCAGUGGAAUCUGAAGAAGCAUGAGAAAAUUCACUCGGGAGAGAAACCGUUCAGCUGCUCCGAGUGCGGCCAGACUUUUAUUCAGCAGUGUGACCUGAGGAAACACGAGAGGAUACACACGGGAGAGAAACCGUUCAGUUGCUCCGAGUGCGGCAAAAGUUUCCGUUCAAGCUCAAAUCUGGGGCUGCACAAGAGGAUUCACACGGGGGAGAAACCGUACAGUUGCUCUGUGUGCGGUAAAAGAUUUGUCCAGAACAUCCAGCUGAGGACACACGAGAGAACUCACACGGGAGAGAAACCGUUUGGUUGUCCGAUUUGUGGUAAAAAGUUUACGGGCAAAAGGAGCCAGACGCUUCACAUUUCGGCUCACCAGCGGGAAAAACUAUGAAGUGACAAGAAUUUUUAACUUAAUAUUUUACAAUUUAAAAACAUCAGUGUGUUGGUUACUCCUCAGAACUUAAUUAGUGACUGUGGUGGACCAGAACCAGUGGGAAAAUCUGGAUCAGAUAUCUUCUUCUUCAUCCAACUGAAUACUAGCACUAUAGCAAAAGUUCAGUGAGUUUUGUUAUACGGAAAAGUGCAAUAAAAUUGUGUUCAUUGAUCGCA